AUCGUCCCCCUGGAAACAGAGGUAGUUAAUUAGGGUGGUUAUCCGCUCAACAACUUCAUCCAACAUUUCCUCUGUACCAGUUUCAGACGCUUCUAUAAAUUUAAUCCCACCGUUCACUCCCUGAUAUGCUCUUCUUCCUCAAGCCACUCCCUCCGCUCUCCCCACUCUAAUUCCAAAAACCCAAAUCUCAGAAUUCAAGAAUUCAGAUCCAAAGCAAGAAACAGACAUGGGUUCCUACUUACUCGAGCACCUCAAGGCUCAGCCUGUCUGGGUUCUUGUGCUCUUCACUCUCGGCUCUUUCUCUCUCCUCAAACUCUCUCUCUCUUUCCUCCAAUGGGUCUACGUCAAUUUCCUUAGACCUGCCAAGAAUCUCAAAAAGUACGGAUCUUGGGCACUCGUCACCGGACCCACCGAUGGCAUUGGCAAGGCCUUGGCCUUCCAACUGGCUCGGAAGGGGCUCAAUCUGAUCUUGGUAGGUCGGAAUCCGGACAAGCUCAAGGACGUCUCGGACACUGUCCUGGCCAAGUACGGCAAAACCCAGAUCAAGACCGUCGUGGUCGACUUCACCGGCGACCUCGACGACGGCGUCAGGCGCAUUCGGGAGACGAUUGAAGGGUUGGAUGUGGGACUUUUGAUUAACAACGUUGGGAUUUCGUACCCGUAUGCUCGGUUCUUUCAUGAGGUGGAUUCGGAGCUGCUGAGGAACUUGAUUAAGGUUAAUGUCGAAGGUACUACGAAGGUUACUCAGGCUGUUUUGCCGGGGAUGGUGCAGAGGAAGAGAGGUGCUAUUGUAAACAUUGGUUCGGGUGCUGCGAUUGUGAUCCCCUCGGAUCCUCUGUAUGCUGUUUAUGCAGCUACAAAAGCGUAUAUUGAUCAGUUCUCUAGGUGCCUGUACGUUGAAUACAAGAAAAGUGGGAUUGACGUGCAGUGCCAGGUUCCAUUGUACGUGGCAACAAAGAUGGCAUCUAUCAGGAGGUCUUCCUUCUUUGUACCAUCAACUGAUGGUUAUGCCCGGGCAGCUCUGCGCUGGAUAGGCUAUGAGCCUCGUUGCACUCCUUACUGGCCGCACACACUUCUUUGGGGUUUGGCAUGCUCAUUGCCGGAGUCUGUUGUUGACGCAUGGCGUCUGCGAUUUUGCCUGGGGAUUCGGAAGAGAGGACAGCAGAAAGAUUCUUCCCGGAAGCAGGCAUAGAUGACCGAACGCUACUGUUACGUUAUUCAGAUGCGUUGUUGGGUAGGUCAUGCCAGUUUGGUUUAGCGGAUUAGGACUUCGGAAAUCUGAUUGUAUGCUUGAACUUCAUCUUCUGUUGUAUGUUUUGAAAUUCCAUGGUCGUUGUUGAUUAGUGAUCAACUGUUUUCUUUCUUGUUAAUUCCUUGAACUGCUCUCUAGUGAAAUAGCCAAACUGUUUGAAGAUCCAUUAAUUCAAGGGAACUUUAACGAAAA
Messenger RNA from Pyrus x bretschneideri (Chinese white pear), 1444 nucleotides. RefSeq names its product very-long-chain 3-oxoacyl-CoA reductase 1. Lineage: Eukaryota; Viridiplantae; Streptophyta; Magnoliopsida; Rosales; Rosaceae. Gene Ontology annotation, cellular component: endoplasmic reticulum. Bases 227 to 1192 code for a protein of 321 amino acids. The record is from RefSeq and is a predicted model, not a curated record. Gene Ontology annotation, molecular function: ketoreductase activity. The transcript has 3 exons.